This is a messenger RNA of Triticum aestivum (bread wheat), 1657 nucleotides long. Its product is annotated as bifunctional nuclease 2. Gene Ontology annotation, biological process: protein ubiquitination. NCBI's taxonomy places the organism in Eukaryota, Viridiplantae, Streptophyta, Magnoliopsida, Poales, Poaceae. Gene Ontology annotation, molecular function: nuclease activity. Bases 32 to 991 code for a protein of 319 amino acids. The record is from RefSeq and is a predicted model, not a curated record. The transcript is spliced from 10 exons. Gene Ontology annotation, cellular component: nucleus; VCB complex.
AUGAUCUUCUGUAAGGAGUUAUCCUGCUAAUAUGGGUGUCGGAUUGUGCACAUUGAUGGCAAUGGAGGGACCAAUUCUUUGUCGCCCUAUAAUGCAAGCAAGGCUUCCUGCUGCCCUUGUCAACAACUCAUUGAUCAAAUCUGGGCAGCUUGGCACUGCAUUCUUGGGUGCUGUGUCUAAAUACCGCAACAUUACUAGACUAGUUUCUCCAAUCUCUCAGUCAUCUUCAAAGAACUUUGGUCCUAUUUGUCGUAGCUUCAGCUCCUCAUCUGAUGGUAAUGGAUACAUGGCUGGAAACUUCAAUGAGAAUGAUGAAGAUUAUGUUAAUUCCACUGUGCUUGAAGCUGUUGAGGUCAGAAGUGGAUCAGAAGGAUAUAUAGUAAAGAUGCGAGAUGGGAAAAACCUGCGGUGUGUGCAUAAUAAUUCUCAAGGGAGAGAGAUUCCAGAGAGUGCACCACAACCUGCUAUCGUUUUGAGAAUUGAAGAUGGAAGUGGAACUUUACUUCCAAUCAUUGUUUUGGAGAUGCCAAGUGUACUUCUGAUGGCUGCUAUUCGCCAUGUUCAUAUUGCAAGACCUACCAUAUAUCAAGUUGUUAAGGAACUGAUCGAUAAGAUGGGCUAUGAGGUAAAACUUGUUCGGGUAAACAAAAGAAUUCAAGAAGCAUACUGUGCCGAGCUUUAUCUAACAAAGAUUGGAGAUCAAACAGAGAGUAUAACAUUUGAUCUUCGGCCUUCGGAUGCUAUCAAUAUUGCUGUUCGCUGCAAGGUUCCUAUACAAGUACAUAGGAGUCUUGCAUACAGCGACGGCAUAAGAUCAGUCGAGCCAGCAAAAUUGGUGGCUGCAGGUGGCCUUUCAGAUGGUUUAUUGUUUACUGAACUUGACAGACCUGAUGGAGAGCCCUGCGUUGAAGCUCAAGAGUUCAGUUUGGUGCGAAACAUGUUCAUUGCAGUUGUUGAAGAGAGAUACAAAGAUGCAGGUGGAUCUCCUUGAGCUCACAAGAAUUGAGUGCAUUACGAAAGCGAACAAUACGACUCCGGUCCAUAUUUGCUUUGUUUUUGUCGCGGGCGCGGUAGAUUUGGUUGAAAUCUCCAGUGAUCAGCCACCUAACUCCAUCGAGAGGCUUCUGGCUAAUCAUCUCCUGAAAAAAGGAGUCCUUCAGAUUGCUUCUUGUAUGGUUAGCCAUGAAUGACAACAACCUAUGUAUUCUCAGUUGGAAUGUUAGAGGCCUCAAUUGUCCUGCACGACGAGCGACUGUUCAUGAAACCAUUGCCUCGACCCCCUGCAACAUUGUUUGUCUGCAAGAAACCAAGCUGGCCAAUAUUGAUCAAUCCGCUGCAGCCUUCCUUGGAGGACAUCGUCUAAAAUCUUUUGCUGAGCGCCCGGCUGACGGCACCCGGGGAGGAAUCCUCCUCUGGAACGAGGAUGUGGUCAAGAUUGAGCAGGUCAAUUUGGGGACUUUCUUCCUUUCAGCCAUGGUGACCAUAGUCGAAUCCAGUAACUGUAAAACUAGCUCCAGUUUGUGCCGUACAAAUGAGCAAAGGAGACAAAUGUCACCUGAUUUGACAUGAACGUGUAGAUCGCAUCCAAGAAAUUGAUAUUGUAUACUGUUCUUAAAAUAUAAGUCCCUUUAGCUAAAAUGUACCGAGAAUUGUUAAA